Molecule: messenger RNA, 2212 nt
Organism: Portunus trituberculatus (swimming crab)
Lineage: Eukaryota; Metazoa; Arthropoda; Malacostraca; Decapoda; Portunidae
Product: protein lethal(2)essential for life-like
Exons: 8
Coding region: 141-917 (258 amino acids)
Source: RefSeq, a predicted model, not a curated record
CACACACACACACACACACACACAUAUAUUGGUGUGCACGCGCGCGGCCGGUCAGUCGUCACACACCAGCCGUGCACACACCACGUCUCCGUCCCUCGCCAGUGCCUUGGUGCACCACCACCACCACCACCACCGCCGCCAUGUCGUCCACCACCACCACCAAGACCACCAAGACUCUCAGUGUGGUGAAGAGAGAGUCCUUCUUCGAUGACUCCUUCUUCACGGACCAGUGGGAGGACUUCGACAAGGCUGUGCAGUCCGUCCUUGACAAGUUUGACGACUCUGGACUUCAGGUCGACGUGGCUUCUCGCUCAAAGUGUCGCGAUGUUUACUCCAAGAUUCGCAGCAGCAAGAUCGACGAGGACCUGUAUGCCUCCCAAGCCCUCCAGAUCACUGAGAAGGACGGCAAGUUCCAGGCUGUGAUGGACGUAAAGGACUUCUCUCCCAGUGACCUGCAAGUCCGUGUGGUGGAGGAUCGCGUUGUGGUGGAAGGCAAAUACAUCAAGAAAUCCGAGGACGGGUCAUCGAUGUCCUCUAAGUCUUUCUACAAGGAGUUCACGAUGCCCAACACAGCUGACAUUGACGCUGUGUCCACCGCGCUGUCCAAGGAUGGCGUGUUGACCGUCCGUGCGCCAAAGAGGGAGGGAGGAGCAGCCACGCCCUCCGGAGCACUGUCUACCUCCGUGCAGCAAAGCCAGGCCUCAGUGCAGCAGUCCUCCUCCUCCACCUCCUCCGUCCAGCAGUCAUCCAGCAGUGUCAAGAAGGUCUCCAUGUCGUCCUCCUCCACCUUCUCCUCCACCUCCACCUCCUCCAAUUUCUCCGGCAUGGACUCCUUCGAUGACAUGGCCAAGGAUAUGCAGGAUCGCCUCGUCUUCUCUCAUGACAACGUGAACCUCAAACUUCCCGGCACUCAGUAGAAAACGCCCUAAAAAUUUCCCUAGAUCCCUCAAAAAUGUUUCAAAAGUUCCCUAAAAAUGUCCCUAAUUUUUUUUUUCUCUCCUCUCCCCUCUCCAGUUGUCUUCCUGUUUAAUUAAGUGUUUUAAUACAUGGCUAAUGUGUAUUUUAUUGUGUAUGAAAAUGGGAUGUGUAUACUUAAGUAGGGUUCCCAUGUAUACACACACACACACACACACACACACACACACACACACACAAAGAUCAAAUUACGUACAUACAUACAUACACACAAAUAUCCUUUGUAGAUUCUUACGUACAUAGUUUCUUUAGUUAACACACACACACACACACACACACACACACACACACACACACACACACACACCUCUUCCACUCAUCACCACUUUUUUCCACCCUCACCUCACCACCACCAUCACCACCACACCCACCACCACCACCGCCACCACCGCCACCACCACUCAAAUCUUUCAAAAGACACUAAUCCUUUUAUAGAGAUUCGAAUUCCUUUUAAAGAUAAUCCUAUCCCUUUUAAAGAGUGUUGAUCCUUUAUGAGUGAAAUUAAAGGUUUUUGAAGGGGAUUUAAGGCUUUAGAGAGAGAGAGUAGGGAGGAUUUGCUCAUUUUAUCUACCUAUACUUUUUUAGAAUAUACGAAAGGGGUUAUAAAGUUGCUUUCUACCUGUAUAAUGUUACCUGGACGUAUUAAUUAACUAUAUACCCGUUGGACUUCUAAAAAAUCACCUCUAUUGUUCCCAUUAUUUUUUUUCUUAUUUUAUUUUUCAUUUAUAUUUUAUUCAUAUUUUUCUAUUUAUUUAUUUAUUUAUUUGCUUUUUAAUUAGUAAUAUGAGAAAAAAUUGUUUGGCUAACGUUUUUUUUUUUUGUUUUGUUUUAUGAAGUUGAGUUUUCGUUCAAGAUUCUUAUUCGUCUAAUUGUUAUUGUGAUCAAAAUUCGCCAGUUCAAUUACUUUUAGAAAUCCGAAUAUCUGUUUAACUGUUACAAAACCCGAUCUGUUUAUCCAUUAUAACUAUUACAAAAUUCAAAAUAUCUGUAUCCAUUAUAACUAUCACAAAAUUCACAAUAUCGGUUUAUCCAUUAGUUACAAAACCCAUUACUUGUUGAACUACCACCAUUACAGAAUACAGUUAACUAUUACUAUAACCUACAAAACUACCAGCUUGUUCACCUCACUACUAAGAGAUCACCAAUUCAACUAAAGCUCUGACAAUCACUUUUAACGACAACGCCCAUUACAACUAUUUACCUGUUUAACUAGUACUAUUAAAACUACCUGUAACUA